UAUUUCUUUACAGUUGAUUCUUUCUAGAGAAUAAAAAAAAAUUUUUGCUAAUAAUCUAUGACUAUGUACUGCUAAAAUGAAUAAUGUAUUUUCUAAGAAUCAAAUAACACAAAAUCGAUUGACAAUUAUUUUAAGAGGUCUACCAACAAGGAGAGUAUAGGAAAAAAAAAAUAGUACAAAUACUGAAAUGUUGUGACAAUGUGUAGUCAUAGUUACACUGUCCUUUAAAAAAUAAAAAUAAUUCACCUUGUUAUUUUUUUGAAGUACAAUAUCAUUGGCAUUAUCAAAAAAAAAAUAUAUACUUGAAAAAUCAAGUAACAAUAGAUUUAUCAUAGAUAAUAAAUUGAGUUUAAAGAAAAAAUAUAAAACAAUUUUCAGGAUGUCUGAGAGUGAAGAUAGUUGUUGGGUAUUUGAUUCAUUAAUUGGUUUUCUUCAGGGUCCAAUUUGGUCAUCACCACUGUUGACAUUUAUAGAAGAAAGAUCAUUGAUAUUUGAAUCAGAGACUGAAGACAGCCAAGAAUAUCGUGAAGCUUAUCAAGAGUAUAAAAAUUUAGUUGAUCUAUUGCUUGGUUGUUACAUGGAAGACAUGGAAAUAACACCAGAACAAUUUGAACAUGCAUGUGCUGUUAAUAAAAAUACAAAAUUACCAAUGCAAUUUCAAAAAAGUUUAUUUGAGCAAAUUUGGGCAGCAAAUGAGUAUGAAGUAUUUAAAAGAAUGAUGAUACAAAAAAAUCUUGAAUUACAACUUCAAGCAUUGAGUAUGAUUGAACAAAAAUUUGGCUUAACUCCAGCAUUAUUUAAAUCUUCCAGUGAUUCAAUUGAUGGAGAGCUCAAAAUGGAAGAAAUAAUUCAAAAACAAAUUCAAGAAGAAGAUGAAGAAGAAGAAAAAAAUGAAGAUGAUGAACCAAAAAGAGAUGAGACUGAAAAAAAUUUAGAAAAAGAUCGUGAAAGAUUGUCAAAUAAAUAUGAAAAUGAAAAAGCAGCUCUUGCUGAAGCAUUGAGAGUGUCAGUAUCAACAACUUCAUCAAGAAGUUCAUCACCAGAAUUAAAAUAUUCUGAUGAAUCAAUUAUUCAAUCUUCUUCAUCAAUAAAUAAUAAAAUUAAAAAGCCAGCACCACUUGCUCCAAUUACAUAUGAAAAAAUUGAAGAAAUAAAAAAGACUAAUAUUGGAGAUCAAGAAGAUAUUAAAAAACGUGAAAAUUAUCUUAAAGCAAGAAGAGAUAAAUUAGUUGCAUUAAAAAAACAAGCAAGAAGUCAAAGACUUGACAAUAUCAAUGAACGUCCAUGUUCAGCUAAAAAUAUGGCUAAAGCAACAAUGAUGGGUAAACAGGAUCUUGAAAAAUCACAAAAUUCAUCAUCAAUUUUACAAGUUAGAAAAGCUCUUGCUGCUCGUCUCAAAGCUGAAGUUGUUGGAUCCUCAUAAUACAAAUUUAAAAUAGAAAAAAAAAAGGUCAAUUUUCCAUAUUUUGUUUUUCAUUAACAAUUACAAGAAAAAUAAUAAUAAAUAUUCUAAAUUUAUAUUUUAUUUUUAAUGAAAUAUUCUUCGCACUUCUACAACACACUUUUUUUUUUUUUUUUUCAUAAUAAUAUAACAUGCAUUCAUAUCACUCUCUACAAUUUGACCAAAUUGUUUCGUUUUGUUUCUUUUUUUUUUUUUUUGUAGAGCUGCCAUAAAGAUUGUUGGUGAAAAAUGAAUAUAAUAUUUUAAUUAAUAAUUAUUUUCUUUAUAAUUUUUUGACUUAAUAUUUUUCUUAAUUCACAACACAAUAUUAUAUUGAAAUUUUUUAAUAACUAUUUUUUGUUUUUAAAAUUUUAUUUAUAAUUUUCAUCAAUUAUUUACAAAAUUAACUGAAUUUAAAAUGAUUGAUAUAAAAUAAUAAUUCAAUCAUUCAAAAAAAAAGAAAAAAAAUAUUAAUUAAAUUUUAAAAUUUAUAUCAAAUUUGAUUGCUUAAAUCAUGAUUCAUUUUAUCAACAAAUUAUCAUUGAUAUUUAUAAAUUACGUAAAAAUAAAAUGCAAGAUAAUUUUUGUUUUAAAUAAAUUUUAAUUAUAAUUAUUACUUAUUAAUAUUAUUAUUAUUUUUCUUUACUUUAUGGUCCUGUCUCGUCACUUUGAACUCACACACAUUCUCAAAUAAUUAUUAAAACUUAUAUGAUUAAUUAUCUUCUUGUUUUUUCCUUUGUUUACAGAGGUCACGAAUAUUUUUUUUUUUCUAUUUUUUCUUCAUAAGUAUUAUAUAUUUAUCAUUUGUAAAAAAGUUUUUGUGAACUAUUAUUAUUUUAUUUUAAAGAACAAAAUAAUAGGUACAAUUUUAUUUACCAAUUACUUUAUCUUCGGUAUUAUACAUAUAUAUCAAGUAAAACAUAUAUUGAUAAUUAAUUUUUUUUUUUUCUUGUUUAUAUUUAUUAAUUUAUCUUCAUCAAUAUAUUCAAUUGAUACAACGUUUCAGCACAGUCAUUGUGACAGUAUUUUUAUUUUUUCUUUUAUUUGCAAAAUAUUUGAGAAAUUAUUUAUUAAUAAUUAUUAUUUUUAUUCAUAAAAACUUUUUAUUUUUACUGAUAUUAAACAAUUUAUUUCUAGGCCAAAAGCUGAUAAUAUUUAUUGAAAUUUUUUUAUUUUUAUGAGUACCAUUUUUCAUCAGCAAGGCUUUAUAAUAAUUAUUUACAAAAAUAAAAAUCAUCAUCGAUUAUUAUGUGUACAUUAACGCUUUUUAUAAAUUUACGUUAUAUUGUUUAUUAUUUAAAUUACCCCCCAUUUGUCUAUUUUCAUUUCAUUUUUUUUUUAACGUAUUUUUCGGUAAUAAUUUUUUGUCAAUUUAUAUAUUUUAUUUAUGAUAUUAUUUAUUUAAUCAAGAUGGUAUAAUUGUGACAAAUUAUAUUUUAAUUUUUUCACCGUAAAUACAUUAAAAUACAUUUAAUAAACAUUAGCACAUUUUUAAUUAUCAUUUAGGUAAGAUUUUUAUAAUAAAUAAAAACUUUGUGUUUUUAUAUAAAACAUUUUAAUUUAUUUUCUUAUUUUUUUUAUCACUGUAAUUUGUUAUUUAUCGAAUUGUUUUUUAUUUAUUUAAUUUAUCAACUGUGGUUUGUUUUUUUUUUUCGGUUUUUGGAUUUAAUAAACUUGAUUUUUGUUUUAUAUUUUAAUUUUAUGUACAUUUUUUUUAUUGUUUUUAAUAUGUAAUCGUCAGAAUUGAUAGUAUUAUUUAAAAAAUUGUCAAUAGAAAAAAAAAAAAUAAUUAUUUCUUCGCCUAAUUUGGGAAAAUUGUCAUAGUUUUUAUGAAUAAUAAAAAAGUUGAAUACUAAUUUGGAAUUUUGUAUUUAAUUUUUUAUUUAUUCAUGAAAGUUUUUAUGCUUUUUUUUCAAGGUAAUAUAAAAUUUCUAGAGAAACAGCGCAUUUGUAGUCUUGAGUUGGUC
This is a messenger RNA of Aphidius gifuensis, 3408 nucleotides long. RefSeq names its product cilia- and flagella-associated protein 36. The record is from RefSeq and is a predicted model, not a curated record. The transcript is spliced from 5 exons. NCBI's taxonomy places the organism in Eukaryota, Metazoa, Arthropoda, Insecta, Hymenoptera, Braconidae. Gene Ontology annotation, cellular component: axoneme; ciliary base. Bases 380 to 1423 code for a protein of 347 amino acids.